AUGGGGCGCAUUGUUCAAGUUCACCGUUCAAGCAACAAUGUAACAAGGGAAAUCGAACUACGUCUACCAAGCGGACGCACGGCUCGUCGUCCUGUGAAUUUGCUGGUACCACUGGAGCUUCAACAGCAAGCAGAGGAAGUCGGUGAUCAAAUGGCGAGGGAACACUCGGCAGAAGAGAAAGACAUACCGCACAGCAAGCUUAGCGAACCAUCACGGUACAAUCUCAGACCGCGGACAAAGAGGAGUGACGUACACUCUUGCAGUGCGAGUGCGAGUACAGUCAGCUUUGCUAGAACUUCGGCAAUAAGUCUGUUAGUUCUGGCCAUAAUGACCAUAGUCCAGAGUGUAUCCGCGGAAGUGUCGUUGGAGAACACGACUCUAGCACGAGGACAAAUGAGAUGCAUACCGGGUGGAGUACAACUCGAAUCACAGAACAUACGUCGCUACGAAUUGUGUACGAAGGAACACUGUCAAGUCAAGGAGAAUCCGGAUAUAAAGGAGACCAUUCUUUUCUCACCGGAGGUGACGCUCCACGAUCAUCAUGUACUGUGGAAAUUCUCGGAUGGCAAGCGGAUGACCACCCUUGACACCACCUGCCCACCAGUUUCCUUCUGCGACAAUGUCCAGUGUUGGUUUUGUACAGCUAAUAUCUUCAAUCCGGAAUGCUCUCCGAGGACAGCCAUAAUUGCAAGCGCAGUUAUCCUGUACGGCGUGGUUGCUACGGUGUACCUGGUCUGCUAUGUGCCAAUCGUUGUUGGGAAACCGUGCCGUAUAAUAAGCAGGAUCGUAUGGCUUCUCCUCAGGAGCAUAGGAUUCGUCAUAAGAGGACUUCUAGCACUAGUGCGGCAGCGCAGGCGACGACACAGACCAGAACUGGACCUGCUGUUAAGAGCGCCAAUCAUCGCCGCGUGCCUGAUAGGAACCUCAACGGCAUGUCAGGAAGUCGGUGAUCAAAUGGCGAGGGAACACUCGGCAGAAGAGAAAGACAUACCGCACAGCAAGCUUAGCGAACCAUCACGGUACAAUCUCAGACCGCGGACAAAGAGGAGUGACGUACACUCUUGCAGUGCGAGUGCGAGUACAGUCAGCUUUGCUAGAACUUCGGCAAUAAGUCUGUUAGUUCUGGCCAUAAUGACCAUAGUCCAGAGUGUAUCCGCGGAAGUGUCGUUGGAGAACACGACUCUAGCACGAGGACAAAUGAGAUGCAUACCGGGUGGAGUACAACUCGAAUCACAGAACAUACGUCGCUACGAAUUGUGUACGAAGGAACACUGUCAAGUCAAGGAGAAUCCGGAUAUAAAGGAGACCAUUCUUUUCUCACCGGAGGUGACGCUCCACGAUCAUCAUGUACUGUGGAAAUUCUCGGAUGGCAAGCGGAUGACCACCCUUGACACCACCUGCCCACCAGUUUCCUUCUGCGACAAUGUCCAGUGUUGGUUUUGUACAGCUAAUAUCUUCAAUCCGGAAUGCUCUCCGAGGACAGCCAUAAUUGCAAGCGCAGUUAUCCUGUACGGCGUGGUUGCUACGGUGUACCUGGUCUGCUAUGUGCCAAUCGUUGUUGGGAAACCGUGCCGGAUAAUAAGUAGGAUCGAGCAUAGGAUUUGUCAUAAGGGGACUUCUAGCACUAGUGCGGCAGCGCAGGCGACGACACAGACCAGAAGUGGACCUGCUGUUAAGGGCGCCAAUCAUCGCCGCGUGCCAGGAACCACAGCGGCAUGUCGUAACAUCGACGUCUUACAUCACCACACUACAAUUUGUUCCUUCACACCAUCCGGGUCGAAGGAAUGCGUAUUCGAAAACAUUGAGAUAUUCAAACUGAACAGUUUUCACCAAGAAGCCUGCAUUCGCGUCUCAAACAACGAGUCACUGGUCAAAGAAAUUCGACUUCAGUGGAAAGCGCUGCAACUCACCUGCGUAAAAGAAGACAUCCUCUUCACCCGGAACUCAGUCCAAAGGGUAGUCGACUCCAAAAGAUGCCCACACUCUGGGUCGUGCACGGGCCUCAAAUGCGCCUCGGUGAACACCACGACAAAACUCGUCGAGUUGGAACAAGGCAACGAUUAUCCAGGGAUCACGAGGUGCGUGGAAAGUUGCGGCGGCCCAGGAUGUGGAUGCCUACUCAUCAGUAGCGGAUGCCUAUUCUAUCGCAUAUUCAACGUACCGACAGACGACAAGGUGUACGAGAUUUUCAGAUGCAGGCAGUGGAAGCAGCACGCACGAAUAAUGGUCACGAUCUUGACGGGAGACGGUCGGCGGCUCAGUGGUAGAGGGCUCUCUCUACAACCAACGAUCCCGCUGAAAAUCGAGGGCAUGGACCUCACCAUUGCGUCUGUGACUAUGCCACCCACGCCGGAGUUAUCGUCAGCGUUCAUUAGCGAUGGAUCCAAUCUCGCAGUUUGGAGACACGAUGCGAUGCCGACCCUCAUAUGCGAUUCACAAGAAGCAGCACGCGCACUGAACUGCUCGACGAACCCCAACUGCUUAUGCGAACCAGCGGAAAGCAAAAUCAACUGCCUUUGCAACGACAUCAAUAUCACAGACGUGUUUGAGAACGAAUUAGAGAACCGCUUACCCGCUCGAAGACCGUGGGUACUUUUCGAACAGUCGGAACAGGAUAGAUCUUCCGUGGUAGCCACCAUUCCAGCUUUCGUAUCAGCAGAACUCCUCAUUCACCUCAAGGACAAGUUCCCUCAGGGAGCUUUCGCGACAGUGACAUGCAGAACGGACGGGAAAAAGACGAUGGCUACAGUACAAUGCGGAGACGACUUCUUUUCGAUUCCAUGCAACGCAACAGGGCAAACUUCAACACUCACUUUCAGUGCUACAACGGCAAGAAUAAAGAAAACCUGCAGGGUCGAACGCGGAUCAACGGGUACCACGUUCGAGCUCACAGGCACUUUGAAAUGGGUUCGAACUAUUCACGGUUCAGUAGCAAGUAUCAUCAACGGCAGGAGCAACGUAUACGACGAAAUCGUGUUACCGGACCUUUUCCACAUAGCAGACAUUUUCUGGACGUGGUACAAGGCAGUCGUAGGCGUAGCACUAGCAUUCGUCGCAGCGAUAUUCAUCGGCUACAUCAUUUUCUGGACGUGCGGCGUCAAGGUCCUCCUCGGGAUACUCAAGAUCCUCAUACGGAUUUUCACUGGUUUCGUAAAACUUACCUUCGCUAUUGUCCGGAGGUUGCUAAUAAGGGCGCGAUCCUUUGGCCAAGAGAGAAGAAGUCCUAAGAAACGUCUCUGA
Cooperia oncophora is the source of this 3240-nucleotide messenger RNA. Lineage: Eukaryota; Metazoa; Nematoda; Chromadorea; Rhabditida; Trichostrongylidae. The record is from the annotation of a GenBank genome assembly.